UUCACGGUGCGCCAAUAUGGCCACUCAUUCUAGUUUUUAUUUAGUUAACAGAUGAAGUGAAAAUUAAUUUUAGUUUCUAUAUUAAAUAAAAUAUAUUCUUGUUAUGAAUUGAAGUGCUCUAGUGAUAGUGUUUUAAAAGUGAAUUCAGUGAAAUUAGUAUUUUAGUUUAAUUAGAAUGGUUACGUAAAAUAUUACAAGAAAACUAAAAUACCUAACUAAAGUACAAUUAAGUGAAAUAACGUAUGGUACCUAUUUAUAGAUGGGUUUUUACAUAGGCUAUGUUUUAUCCCCGUAUUCUCACAGAAACGGGAACUACACGGAAGAGACAGAGACGCCAGGGCGUCUUCUAGUAGUCAAUACAUCAUCACUGAAUUAACAUUUCAGUGGAUCGUACAAUUAAGCCUCAACUUUAAGACGGCGAAGAAAAUCAACGGAAAAUGUUGAAACGGUGAUAUUUGUGAAUGGAACUCGAAGUGGACUAUUUAGUUAAAAACAGUGCAAAAUGAAGUGUAAUAUAGUGUUUAUACUGGCGUAUAUGACAUUACUAGUUUUACAAUUGGUCAACGCAAGUAGAGUGCAUGCUGUAAGUUAUUUAAACAACUCCACAGUCCAAGAAAUGGAGUUCAAGUCAGAAUCCAGCUUAUCUCUACGAGACAUAUUGCCGGUCAAAGCCAAGUACUACGAUAAGAACAGAGCGCCGAAACUCUUGGGGCAGCCUACUAUAGUCUACUUCCAUGUCACGGUGCUAUCUCUGGAUUCCAUAAACGAAGAGAGUAUGACAUACGUAGCAGACAUAUUCCUGGCGCAGUCCUGGAGGGACCCUCGUCUCCGACUGCCAGAAAACAUGCACGAAGAGUACCGCAUUCUCGACGUGGACUGGCUCAACAACAUCUGGAGACCAGACUGCUUCUUCAAGAACGCGAAGAAGGUCACCUUCCACGAGAUGAGCAUUCCCAAUCACUAUCUGUGGCUGUAUCAUGAUAAAACUCUGCUGUAUAUGUCCAAAUUAACGUUGGUUCUGUCUUGCGCUAUGAAGUUCGAGUCUUACCCACACGAUACUCAAAGCUGCUCUAUGAUGAUUGAAAGCUUAUCACACACAGUUCACGACCUGGUGUUUAUUUGGAACCUGACCGACCCCCUGGUGGUCAACCCGGAGAUAGAACUGCCGCAGCUGGACAUCUCUAACAACUAUACCUCGGACUGCACCAUUGAAUAUUCUACAGGUAACUUCACAUGCCUAGCCGUGGUAUUCAACCUCCGUCGUCGGCUGGGCUACCACCUCUUCCACACCUACAUCCCGUCAGCGCUGAUCGUCGUCAUGUCCUGGAUAUCAUUCUGGAUCAAACCCGAAGCUAUACCUGCCAGAGUCACUCUGGGUGUCACGUCGCUUUUGACUUUGGAUCGUUUUGCAGCUACCCAAAACACGCAGUCUCAGCAGAGUCUGCCACCAGUUUCCUACGUCAAGGCGAUAGAUGUGUGGAUGUCUUCGUGCUCAGUAUUUGUCUUCCUAUCGCUGUUCGAGUUCGCAGUAGUGAACAACUACAUGGGACCCGUAGCCACUAAAGCCAUGAAGGGGUACUCUGAUGAAGACCUGUCUAGGGAGCUGGAUGCCUAUAAACAUAUAUUUCCAAACUCCGUGGAUCCUCGAGCUAGUACGUCUGCCUCACUUCCACAAUACGACACUUUCUGUAACGGAAGGGAGACGGCUGUAUACAUCGAUCGUUUCUCUCGCUUCUUCUUUCCGUUUUCGUUCUUCAUCCUUAAUGUUGUCUAUUGGUCUACAUUUUUGUAAGCCUGUACUUGUAUUUUUGAGACGUUAAUAAUAUAUUAAGAUAGGUGCAAAAUUUAUUUGGUUAGGUAUUAAAUGUUUGCAAGGGAAAUGUAGUUUUGUACUGUCAUUAGGAACGCUUACAGGGAAAUUUUGGAAAUUGGUUUAAAUAUUGAAUUUUUGUCCAAAUAUUGAAUGAUCCAAUAUGUAGUAAUAUCCAAGUUCUUAGAAACCAGUGCCUGUAACUGUAAUAAUUUUCUAGAGAGAAAUGAAUAUACAUCUAAUAGGUCGCAUUCAGGCACUGAAUUUAUUUUAUCAUGGUGUUCUUUUUUCUUUAAAAGAUAAAAGUUUUCUUUAACAGAAGGUAGAAAGAAGAAAGUGCAAUCACCUUUUUGUGAAAUUAAUUUAAUAAUAUUAUCUUAGAUAUUAAGUUACAAUAAAGAACUUGCCAAUUUUUUAAUAUAUGUGUGACGAAAUAAAAUUGUUGAUUAUUUGCUAUUAUUUUUGCAAAGUUUGUAAGUUUCACUUAAUUAUAAGUAUUUAGUUAAUCAAUAGGUUCAUAGUAUAGUUUCUUAACCGAUUAACAUAUCUUGAACUAAAUUGAAAGGUUUAAAAAUGUUUGAAUUGCUGAUAGCUUUCGUUUGUAUAUUAUAGAUAUACAUAAAUAGAAUAUAUUGUACAAAAAUAUUUAUUUAUUAUGUAUACUUUGUAAAAUACUUGGGAAACUGAAGAUUUCUUUGAUCUCGCAAUCGGAACAGCGUUCUAUAGUAUGUUAUAGUUGAUUAGCAUUAUCCUAAGAUUUUAUAGCAUCUUAAUAGUUAGUAGAGUUCAUUUUUAGUUGCGCUUUUUAGAAAAAAAUAAGGCAAAUGUACUAUAUUACGGGAUAUUUUCUACUUUGAGGAUAACUUUCGUAAAACGUUGGAAGUAAAAAUGGUUUUUCGAAAACAUAAUUUUCGCUUAUAGUCUUUGGUUUAUAGAAAUCUUAAUUUUGCGGGAAUUCGAAUAUUCUUCAUUUUAAAUUAAAUUCUUGAAAUUAAGUUAAUAUUGCAAAUAUUCUUUAAAAAAAAAUAUUUGCAGGUAUAUAACAUCAUGAUAUUACUCGCAUUUUACCGACUGUUUCUUAUUUUGAGACAAAAACAUCGAUUUGCAUCCGAAUUUACUAAUAUUAAAAAGAUGAAGUUUGUUUGUUUGUGUGAUUGAACGCGCUAAUCUCAGGAACUACUGGUUCGAUUUGAAAAUUUCUCUCUGUGUUAGAUCGCCCAUUUAUUGAGAAACGCUAUAGGCUAUAUAAUAUUCCCAUUCCCCGUACUCCUACGGGAACAGGAAUCACGCACGUAAAACCGCGCGAUGUCAGCUAGUAAUGUAAUAUCCUGAAAUAGUGUACAUUUAUCUAACUUAAUUUUAAAAGAUUUGGUUGUCAAUGUUAAAUUAAUUUUAAUGAAACAGGUAUGUAAAAACUUAUAUUCACAAAGCUUAUGUAUAGUUCCAACAUAAGGCGGUUAAAAAUCAGUCUUAUAUAGAAAGUUAAUUUACUUUUUGUAUACUCAUGCAAAGGUUCAAGAUUUGCGAAUACGGAUGUUGUAUGUACGGAUAUUGUGUUGAUUACUGUCAUCAUCAUCAUAUCAGCUAAUGGACGUCCACUGCAGGAUAUAGAACUUUGUAGGGACUUCCAAACAUCACGAUACUGAGCCACCUGCAUCCAGCGAAUCCCUGCCACUUGAUGUCGUCAGUCCAUCUGGUGGGGGUUCGGCCAACACUGCGGGGUCGCCAUUCCAGCACCUUGGGACCCCAACGUCCAUCGGCUUUUCAAACUAUGUGCCCAUUGCCACUUCAGCUUCGCAACUCGUUGAGCUAUGUCGGUGACAUUGGUUCUUCUGCGGAUCUCCUCAUUUCUGAUUCGAUCACGAUCGAUUCGAUCAUACUCCUAACAUAGCUCGUUCCAUCGCCCGCUGUGUGACUGUGAGCCUUCUUAUGAGGCCCAUAUUUAGUUAACUAUGUAUUACUGUAGAAUAAUUAAAAAAAUAAAUUUAAUGACAAAGAA
Messenger RNA from Bicyclus anynana (squinting bush brown), 3809 nucleotides. RefSeq names its product glycine receptor subunit alpha-2. Gene Ontology annotation, biological process: chloride transmembrane transport; regulation of membrane potential; chemical synaptic transmission. Gene Ontology annotation, cellular component: membrane; synapse; neuron projection. The record is from RefSeq and is a predicted model, not a curated record. The transcript has 9 exons. NCBI's taxonomy places the organism in Eukaryota, Metazoa, Arthropoda, Insecta, Lepidoptera, Nymphalidae. Gene Ontology annotation, molecular function: extracellular ligand-gated monoatomic ion channel activity; neurotransmitter receptor activity; transmembrane signaling receptor activity. Bases 503 to 1792 code for a protein of 429 amino acids.